Molecule: messenger RNA, 1065 nt
Organism: Closterium sp. Naga37s-1
Lineage: Eukaryota; Viridiplantae; Streptophyta; Zygnematophyceae; Desmidiales; Closteriaceae
Source: the annotation of a GenBank genome assembly
AUGUCACAGCCUCGUACCGGUCAUGAGCCAGAUCGCUCACGCUCACUCACGGUGACGCCUCGUCGUGGUUGGUUCACUAAGCGCUUUCCCCUCCCCUCCUCACGCCCCCAAUCCUUCCCCCUCUCCCUUCCCGCCCUCUUUCCCCUCACUUCCCGCGCCCUCCUCCCUCCUCCGCCCCAUCCCCAUCCGUCCGCGUUCCCCGUCCUCUCCUCCUCCCCCUCUCCCCGCGUGCGUGCAGCGUUCGAGCGGUGGAGCGACGCGGCGACGUGGGGGGGCGGAGACAUUCUGGGGCAGGGCGCGCUGGAGGGCGCGAACGUGACCAUUCCGUGCGGCAAGGCCGUGCUGCUCGACACGUCGCCCGUGCUGCUCACUCUCCUCAAUAUUCAAGGCGUCCUCAUGUACUCCCCUCCCUUCCCCAUCCCCCCCUUCCCUUCUCCUUCCCCGUUCCCUCCCUGCUCAGCUCACUUCAUGCCUUCACCUGACCGAAUCCCUUCCCGUCCCUACCAUCUCCCUUCCUUCUAUCCCCUCCUCCCCCCCGGUUUCCUCCACUUCCCGCGCUCCCUUUCCGCCCUUUCUCCUCUUCCCUCCCUUCAUUCGCCCCCAUCUCCCGCCCCUCCCCGUUUCCUCCCUUCCAACACACACUCAUCUCCCUUCUCCCUCCCUCCUCCCAGGUUCGAGGACACUGCCUCCCUCCCUCAGUUGCUCCUCAACGCGUCCUUCAUUCUCCUGCAGGGCCGUCUGGCCAUCGGCGCGCAACAGCAGCACUUCUCCCAGCGCGCCGUGCUCACGCUCACGCCCAACCCCAGCGCGCGCGCGCCGCUGCUCGUCGCCGACCCCCUGCCCGCGGACGCCGCCAAUCCGCGCAACCUGGGGCACAAGGCGCUCGCUGUGGCACGGCAGAUGGAUAAUGGCGCGGCGCUGCAUGCCCCUCCGCCCCCCCUCUCCCUUCCCCCUAGGAGGGCGAUUGGAUCUGCACGGAAUGCCCGGGGGGCCUUCCACCCGCUCCUGGUGCCAGCUGACGAAAACGGCGGCAGCUGGCGCCACGUCACUGCUGGUGGGCGCUGA